UUUGCAGUUAACAUUUACAUUGUUUCAACUGAGUGUUUGUUAAAAUUUCACAUAAAUAAGGGUCGGUAUCUUUUUCUUCAAGCUUCCGCAUUUCAGCUCCGAUAAUACGAAUAACACAUAAUUCACACGAGACCACUUGUUGAAUAAACAGUUAACAAAUUUUUCUUCCAACUGACGUGUAUAUAACUUAUUGGCCCGUACACACGUGUGUUGUGUUUAGACGAUCUGUAUGGACCUCAGUGACGAUUCGCCAACGUAGGGGGGAGAUAAAUAGUUGUUUGGCGUAGCGUAGCUCGUCAGAGCCGCAGUUUCAGUCAGUGUCUAAGAUACAACGACCAUGUGGAAACCUCAGGCGAUCCUGUUGCUGUUGUUCGUUCUCGCGUCAUGCGAAGCGAAGAGCCCUGCUCCGAAGAAGCUGAAGAUCGUGGGAGUUUUCGGUCACCUCGGUAAAAGUCAUUUCGACGUGUUCCAACUGCUCCUGGAGGAGUUGGCUCGUCGUGGCCACGAUUUGACGGCGAUUUCGCAUUUCCCGAGGACGGAGAAAGCCAUUAAAGCAGAGCCCUUACCGAACUACAAGGACAUCGACUUAAGAGACGAUAAACAAGGCGUGUUCGUGAACGUGGUCGACCUGAGAGUCAUCGAUCACUCUAUUCUAAGAAUAUUCAAAGAGUUGUAUUUCUUGUCCGACAUGUCGGCCGUAGCUUGCGAGCUCGCCUUGACGAAUCCUAAGGUUAAGGAGCUGGUAGCUUCCGGUCAGAAGUUCGACGUGGUGCUCACUGAGAGCUUCAACACGGACUGUUUCAUGGUGCUCGUCCACAAGUUCAACGCGCCGAUCAUAGAAAUUUCGACUCAUCAGCUGAUGCCAUGGGCGAUUGACCACAUGGCACUCUCCAACGAGGCCAGCUACAUUCCCGGCAUGCUCACUCGUCAGCCAAGGCCAAUGAACUUCAUGGGCAGAGUUUGGAACACCGUAACCAUAGCCUUUAUGACCGCCCUUUACAAUACCGUGUUCCAUUCGAGGGCCCAGGCGAUCGCCGAACGGGAAUUCGGACCAGACAUUCCGAAUCUGUCGGAAGUUAGCAGAAACGUAACCUUGAUGCUCGUCAACACUCAUUAUACUCUGCACGGCUCUAUACCGUUCCCUCCUAAUGUAGUUGAAAUUGGAGGAAUGCAUAUAUCGCCGAAAACGAAUCCUCUGCCGAAGGAUAUCGCCAAGUUCCUCGACGAAGCGCACGAAGGUGUUUUGUACUUCAAUCUCGGGUCUAUGGUGAAAGCUGCCACUAUGCCGCCGGAGAAACUGGACGCCUUGCUGAAGAUGUUCGCGUCUAUUCCCAGGAAAGUCAUUUGGAAGUGGGAAAUUGACGAUCUGCCGAAAUUAUCCUCGAAUGUUUUGGUGAAGAAGUGGUUGCCUCAGUCUGACAUAUUAACUCAUCCGAAUGUUAAGUGUUACUUUGGCCAUGGUGGACUACUGGGGUUGUCAGAGGGUGUCCACCGAGGGGUGCCCAUGGUUCUCAUGCCUUUCUUCGGUGACCAAUAUCAGAACGCCAUUGCCGCUCAAGCUAGGGGAGUCGCCAUCGUUGUGAAAUUCGACGAAAUGAGCGAAGCGACACUCAAGAACGCUGUGGACGAAAUUUUCAACAAUACCAGGUAUAUGGAGAACGCCCGCAAGCUCUCGAAAGCUUUCAGAGAUCGGCCCAUGACACCGCUGGACACAGCAGUAUGGUGGACAGAGUACAUCGGUCGAGGCAAUGGACUACCAUACGUGAGAAGCGAACGUGUAAAUAUGUCCUGGGUGGCACGUAACCUCGUCGACGUCGCCGCCUUCCUUAUAGCCAUUGUGCUGCUCGCUCUUUACAUUCUAUACCGUUACAUCAAUCAUCUAUUCUCCCGCAACCAGAUGAAGAAGUACAAGAAAAUAGAUUGAAGAG
This is a messenger RNA of Megachile rotundata (alfalfa leafcutting bee), 1928 nucleotides long. RefSeq names its product UDP-glycosyltransferase UGT5. Lineage: Eukaryota; Metazoa; Arthropoda; Insecta; Hymenoptera; Megachilidae. Gene Ontology annotation, molecular function: UDP-glycosyltransferase activity. The record is from RefSeq and is a predicted model, not a curated record.